Melanotaenia boesemani (Boeseman's rainbowfish) is the source of this 2516-nucleotide messenger RNA. RefSeq names its product cytosolic arginine sensor for mTORC1 subunit 2 (gene castor2). NCBI's taxonomy places the organism in Eukaryota, Metazoa, Chordata, Actinopteri, Atheriniformes, Melanotaeniidae. Bases 180 to 1166 code for a protein of 328 amino acids. The record is from RefSeq and is a predicted model, not a curated record. Gene Ontology annotation, cellular component: cytosol. The transcript is spliced from 9 exons. Gene Ontology annotation, biological process: negative regulation of TORC1 signaling; cellular response to L-arginine.
GGUCUGACAGCAGGUCCGGUUUUACCUCUGCUUUUUUUAUUCCUCCCUGCCUGCUCGUUUUCUUUCUGUUAAAAGCGCCCCAGCCUGCCGUGCGUGCGUAUUUAUUUAUCAAUGCGUCCUCUUUGAAAGUAUUUAGGUUUUUACAUUUUAUUCUUAACUCAAAUGAGAAGACGUAAAAGAUGGAGCUUCACAUUUUAGAGCACAGCUUGAAAGUGGCGAGUAUAGAAAAAGAGGGGAUCCAGAUUUGCACUCACGGAUUAAUAAAACUCGCCUUCCUGACCUCCAAAACAAGGUGCAAGUUUUUCAGUCUGACAGAGACUCCAGAGGAUUACACCAUCAUCGUCGAUGAGGAAGGCUUCAAAGAGCUGCCCCAGUCGGAGCACAUCAGCGUUGCAGACGCCACGUGGUUGGCCCUCAACGUGGUGUCGGGUGGCGGUAGCGCUUCCAGUUCGCAACCCAUUGGAGUCACCAAAAUUGCCAAAUCAGUCAUUGCACCGCUGGCCGACCACAACAUCUCCGUUUUCAUGCUGUCCACGUAUCAGACGGACUUCAUCCUGGUUCGAGAGCGAGACCUACCCAUGGUCAUGCACACGCUGUCUUCCGAGUUUACUUUGCUUCGAGUGGUCAAUGGAGAAACUGUCGCUGCUCACAAUCUGGGAGUCACCAAUGGUUUUGUAAAGCCAAAACUUGUUCCACGUCCCAUCAUUCAUCCCUUAUCAAGUCCCAGUAACAUGUUUUGUGUGACCAGUCUGGACCCAGACACACUGCCCUCUGUAGCUACCCUGCUCAUGGACGUCAUGUUCUACUCUGGCGGGCCCAAAGAUCCCGGAGCAUCCAGCGAGGAUUCUAGCCACAUCCGCUUCUUCUCCUUCUCCCUGAUUGAGGGCUACAUCUCUCUGGUCAUGGAUGAACAGACGGCUCAAAGGUUUCCAAACAACGUGCUCUUCACCAGCGCCUCUGGUGAGCUCUGGAAAAUGGUUAGAAUCGGGGGACAACCUUUAGGAUUUGACGAGUGUGGCAUCGUGGCUCAGAUAUCAGAGCCUCUGGCAACAGCUGACAUUCCAGCUUACUACAUUAGUACCUUCAAGUUCGACCAUGCCCUGGUUCCUGAAGAAAACAUCCAAAGCGUGAUCGGAGCUCUGCGGCCCGAGAGCACGGCGCCGUGAAGGAGGCUGGCUGACACCACAAGAACGACCAUUUCCAAAGUCAUUUCGUUCCGGCUUUAUCAUGUCCAAAAAGUGCCAAGAGCUUGUUAGCGAACUACCGUGGACGGGCUCUGGGAGGAGGGCGGGAGGAGUGUGACAGUGUGUUAAGGAUGCCUUUGUUACUCAGUCAUUUUCUUUACAACCCCACCCGUUUCCUCCGCCAGCGCUCGCGGCCUCUGCUGCCUGCUGGCAGUUCUUGCUUUAGUUUACCAAACCGUAAAUGUUUUUUUUCCUCUCUGAAGCUGCUUCUUCCCACUCCCUGACCCCCAUGAGCACCAUACUGUAUUAGUUACAUAUUUCCUGUCCAGGAAGGAUGACGAAUGUACUCUGAAAAGAAUAUUCUAUAUAUUUAUCAAACUCUCCAUGGUUUUUUCCACAGGUCAGUUUCUCAGUGCCAAGAUGUUUGAAUGCCUAAACCGAUGCCUUUGUCAGGAUGCCAUACAUGUGAGAUUGAAGGAGGCAGUUAUGGAGACAGUCAGCCUUUUUUUUUUUUUUUUUUUUUUAUGUUUUUUUGGCUUUUAGUCGCCUGAUUGUUGGGGUCCCUCAGACACAAAAGUCUAAAUCAGAAGCGUGAUCUGGUGAAGCAUGAAGUGAAUCUGAGUUCUACUUGUAUGUGUGUGUGUGUGUGUGUGUGUGUGUGUGUGUGUGUGGGUCACACUGUGAGCAACCUGGAUGUUGAAUCACUCUGAACAAAAACACAAUAUUUAGUUGUUUUUUUUUUUUAUUAGCAUUAAUAAAAAUCUGGGGGACUUAAAUUAUAUUAAUAUUUCAUCACUGAAUUAAUUUUAAAGUCAAAACAAAACAAAAAGAUGUUUAAUCCUCUUAAUGGAGGCUUGGUAACCAUGGUGAACCCCUUACUUUUCUCCUCCAGUAGCGCCACUAUCAGGUGAUGAUUUGGUUCUGCGUCUUUAAAAUUAGCUUGGUAGCUUUAAAACUGGGUGUAAAUCACAAGUUUUGUUAUGAUUUGAUGUCAUAUUGAUUCAGUGGGUAAAUGAUAUAACAGAUGUUAAAGAAAAACACAUAUUCUGGCUCAAUAUGAUUUGAUACGAGAAACCAUCACCGAAAUUAACUAAAUGCUGAAAAUAUCAUUUUAUUUUUAAACUGGAUCAGACAUACAUCCAUCAUCUACACAUGUUCCAAUCCAGGGUCGAGGUAUCUUCACACCCCUACUGUUACUCCCCCUUUUUGGUUCUUGCCUGCAUCAUAAAAUUAUUUGUAAUUUCCCUCUGGCAUUAACAAAGUACACUACCAGUCAAAAGUUUGGACACAUUUAGCCAGUGUGUUUUUUUUUGGAAAAGUCUGCACGGUGGU